Elgaria multicarinata webbii is the source of this 6486-nucleotide messenger RNA. It is a transcript of the gene PLEKHA8, whose product is annotated as pleckstrin homology domain containing A8. Gene Ontology annotation, biological process: ER to Golgi ceramide transport; intermembrane lipid transfer. Lineage: Eukaryota; Metazoa; Chordata; Lepidosauria; Squamata; Anguidae. Gene Ontology annotation, molecular function: lipid transfer activity. The transcript is spliced from 14 exons. Bases 173 to 1714 code for a protein of 513 amino acids. Gene Ontology annotation, cellular component: cytoplasm. The record is from RefSeq and is a predicted model, not a curated record.
AGGUCGGGGGAAAGAAGGCAGGGAGGCGGGGCGGACUCCUGCCAGCCUCAGGAUGGCCCUGGGUGCCCGUGCUUCAGCCGUGGGGCUGAGGGCGUAAAAGCUUCCUGGGGGAAGGCCAGGGGAGAGGUUUCCCCUGUCCCAAGCAGAUCUGGAUGGGGGGCCCCUUGUCACCAUGGAGGGGGUGCUAUACAAGUGGACCAACUAUCUGAGCGGCUGGCAGCCUCGAUGGUUCCUUCUUGCAGGAGGGGUGUUAUCCUAUUAUGACUCACGGGAAGAUGCUUGGAAAGGUUGUAAGGGAAGCAUCCAGAUGGCAGUAUGUGAAAUUCAAGUUCAUUCUACAGAUAACAUGCGAAUGGAUUUGAUUAUCCCUGGAGAACAGUAUUUCUAUCUGAAAGCCACAAAUGCAGCUGAGCGACAAAAGUGGUUGGUUGCCUUAGGAACCGCCAAGGCCUGCUUGACAGACAUCCGGACGCUGAAAGAAAAAGAGUUUACAGAAAACACUGAAGCAUUGAAAACGAAAAUGGCAGAACUUCGGCUAUAUUGUGAUCUCCUUGUUCAGCAAGUGGAUAAAACAAAGGGACCAGGCCUGGCUGGUGUAUCAGCUGAGAAUAGAAUUGAUAUGGGAGCACUGUUGAAAUCCACCUGUACCACAUUCCUGAAGACGCUUGAAGAAUGUAUGCAGAUUGCAAACGCAGCCUUCUCUUCCGAGUUGCUUUAUCACACACCAACCGGAUCUCCACUUUUAGCUCUUCGCAAAUUAAACAAGCUAAAACUUCCCAACAUAUUUAGUCGUGGUGUAGCAGAAAGGCAGAUGGAACUAAAAAACUGUGAAAAUGGAACAAUAUACGCACAUUCCAACCUUCCUGAGCAAACCCGGAUUAAUAAUCUGACCCCUGUUCCCCAGAAAACUGGUGUGAUGGAUAGUGAGAAAACAAUUACAGGUGGUAUAACGAAAGAUGUAGAAAACAAGCUGCUUCGAAAAGGAGACAAUCAAGAGGACAAAUCUUUAAAGCCGGUGGUGGAUUCCAUAAACAAAUCAACACCAUUGCAUUUGGGAGAGCAAACAGACCGAGAUUUCCCUACGUUCUUCUCUGCUAUGAGCAUUAGAUUUAGCGAUAUCAAGCUUCUUGAGGACGGAGGCAUACCCACCGGGGAAUUUCUACAAUCUUGUUAUGAAGUAGUUCCAGUCUUAGACAAACUUGGCUCCACAGUGUUUGCUCCUGUUAAAAUGGAUUUUGAAGGAAACAUCAAGAAAAUCAAUCAGAAAUACUUAACCAACAAAGAAGAGUUCAGUACCCUUCAGAAACUCAUCCUCCACGAAGUGAGCACUGAAGAGGCCCGAGUGAGGCAUUCUGCCACAGAAGCCCUCCUGUGGCUUAGAAGGGGUUUAAAGUUUUUGAAAGCGUUUUUAACAGAACUAAGGAAUGGAGAGAAGAACAUUCAAACAGCACUGAAUAACGCUUACGGCAGAACUUUACGGCAACACCAUGGCUGGGUGGUCCGAGGCGUUUUCGCGCUAGCAUUGAAGGCAUCUCCCACCUAUGAAGGCUUUCUGGCCGCGCUGUGUGUUGACGGAUACGAUCCUCGGGACGGCGCUUUCUUGAACGGAAUGCAAAGGGACCUUGAUAGCUACCUACCAGCCAUGGAGAAACAGCUCGGCAUCUUGGACACGCUGUACGAAGAAUAUGGGCUGGAGAGGGAUGAAGUGGUGUGAGCUCUGGCCAAGCCAGGGCCUCCCAAAUUCAGGGAUUGCGUCCAUUAACAUAGCUUCUGUUCUAGAAGGCUAUUUCUGUUCCUUUGUGUUUUUGCAUACCUGGGAAGGGACUCAAAGCGUCCGCCUUUUUUUAUAUACAUUUUUUAAAAACGCUUGUUUGUGUUUAAAUGCAGAGGUGCUAUAUAUCCUGGGAAGGUUGUUGCUUGCCUUCGGGGCGAGCCCCUUUGGCCAGAUCCCGUGGCAGGCCAACCGGGGCCAGACCUCCAACAGCUGCAGCGUUUUGUAUCUUUGGCCUGAAUCAUUCAGAGCUGAUCUAUACUGGGGGAAUGAUUACCGAUUCAUAACGAUGUAGAAGCAAGAGCAGAGUUUAGCCUGGCAAGCCCCACAUCCCAUGCAAGUUAAGUGUCCACGCAAGUCUUCCUUGGAAGUUAAAUCACAGCCAGAAGCCAGGGACUAGGGCCGCAGCCACCUACACGCACACCAUGACUUGACUUCAGCCCUGAACAUUGAAGCGGUCGCUCAGCUGUAUCCAUCCCCGACGGGGCUCUAUCCGUUUGCAGUAACUAAGGUUCUGCCCAGUUCUCCUUGCCAUGAUGACAGCUGGCUUCUUAAUGUUAUUUGGGGUGUGUACAGGAGCUGCCCCUAUUUCCAAUUUGGCGUUUUAAUGCAAAGUCAGAAGUACCAGAAAAAUCUCUGUGCUUGGCCUGGUGACCAUUUGCGAUUGGUCUUGGCCUGGUGACCAUUUGCAGUACAGGUAGAUGUGGGGAGGAGGGAGGGAGGGAGUUUGCCAUGAGAUGUGUGGGAAACGGGUGCAGGGAGAAUGGACCUGCUUGCCCACCCCCAUUGGCCCCUGCAGAUGCUCCCUCUUAGCUCAGGCAGGCCCAAGGCAAGGCCUUCUGCUGCCUGAGGCGAGAGAGAGCACAUGUGCUAAUCACCGUUGCCUCACCACCAUCACCGCCCCCUUGCCCUUACUACGUCAUGCCUGCACCCCUUCCCUCGUUAUGUGCGUCCCCCCACUUCCCCUUGCCUUGUUGCUCCCCAUCCCUUACUUUUUUCAUCACUGCUGCAUCACAAUCGGGAGAGCCAUGGGCCCGGCGGGGCUCUGGUGAGAGCCCACCCACCCAUCCCACCUGUUGUCCGGCUCUCGCUGAGAGGAUUCCCAGUGUGAGCCAGAGGGCAGACGGCUGAGGGCAGCCCCCUGUCUUCUGUUUUGCUGUGAGGUUCCCCUCAGAGCAAAACAAAAGACGGGUGUCUCUCUUGCUGUGGCAUUAACCUCAGCAGGAGAGUGGGAUUGGGCUUUCUGAAGCACCCACUGAGUGUAGCUGCUCUGGAGAGCCCCAUCAGCCCCCCUCUCCCAGUAGCAGAGAGGGAGGAGUAGCACAAUUUACUGUGCCUCCCAGUCUGCCCCCUGAGGCAAGAGCUUCACCCCGCUUCAGGCGAAGGCCUUUAGUUUGGAGGGCUGUUCAAAACCAAAUCGUAUACAUUCUAUGUCUUUACAUCGGACAUGUUUUGGACUACAAUGCCUGUCUUCCCUCACCAUUGGGUGUGCUAGCUAGAGCAGAUGGGAGUUGUAGUCUGAAAAACUUGGAAGGCCACAAGUUGCCCACCUCUCCUUUAGAUGGAUGAAAUAUCUACCACAUCUGGAUUAUGAAAGGCUAGUUUUGGAACCAAAUCCAUGCUAGUGGGCUGGUGAACAAUCCCUAAAAGCAUUGUCUGCUUAAAGUAGCCACAAAAGGCUUAAGUGUAAUUAAGAAUAAAUCAGCUUUUUCUUCCCACUAUUCUUGUUUAAAAGUACAGCCCGGAUAUGAAAUCCACAGACUGCAGUAGUGUUAAUGUCAACCUAUUUCUGAUCACCUAUAGACAAGUGAAUUCAGGAUUUUACUUUUUAUAUAAUACAGGAGUGUGAAGAAGCAAAAUGUCCAGAAGAAUAGUGGUCAACAUUUUUGGAUCAAAGGGCUACAUAUACUGACAUUGCCGCCAGUAUGUCAGUAUGGCGAAAACCAGCCUCUGCUGCCAUCUUUCUCGCUCCCUUCCCAACAAAUUGCCACCGCAGCCUCUGUCUCUGGUCCCUUCCGCUGGUUCUUCUGCUUCCACCGGUUCGUCUGUCAUGUUCACCUUCCUCCUGUUGCCUCACACUUUCCCUACACAAAAAGUGGGGGGUACUUUGCUUUCUUGGCAAGCUCAAGAAUCAUGUGUCUCACAUCUGGAGAAACAUAGAGGCCUGGGGGGAAAUGUUCUGUAUGGCAGUUGGGAGCUAUGCAGAAGCUACUCGAAAGCUUACUGUAAGGAAGGAGAUUUGUGUGGUUACGACUAGUGCUGGGCCGAAAAUUUUGCCCAUUCCAUUUUCAGCAUUUUGGGCAAAAGUGGUUGGGAGAGGUGAGGGUUUCGGAGAAUUUUCUCCUUGGGGAAGGGACAGGUUUGCCACAUACCCCUUUAAAUGUAGCCAGUUGUUUUAGGGGUCUUGUUUCUUUUUUUAUUUUUAUUUUUUUCAAAUCAUCCCUGGCAUUUUCAGGAGCCCAGGAGUUCUUCCUGAGUGCUUAUUGGAGAAAGUGAGGUCACAUGGUCUCCAAUAGACAUUUAGUAAGAACUACUGGGCUCCUCCAGAUGUCAAGGGAAGGAUGAUAGUUUUAGAACAACUAAAAAACAGGAAGAAGGGCUCUCAGCGACCAGCUACACUUUAAAAAAGUAUGUGGAAACCCUGGCCUUCUCCCCAAGGAGAAAAAUUCUCUCAAUUCCCCCUCCCCUGCAAAAGAGGCAUUAUUUUUUCUGUCACUUUCACAGGGUGGGGGGGAAUUCCAAGAAUUCAGGGAGGGAGAACAUUCCCAAAUAUAGGGAGCAGGAUUUGGCCCAGGACUAGUUACUACCCUACCAUCCCCAGAUUCUCACGUACUUGCAGAGGUGUGUGGUUAUGGUGGGCUAAAUAACAUGUUGAACCAGGAUGCAGUGACCAGCUCACAAGAUUACAGUUGCCACUUAGUAAACUUAUAAGGGUGCAAUCCUGUGCCAUCAAAUGCAUCCCAGGACAGUAUUGUUGUAGAACAGGUCCUUUAAAAAACGAUUUAUAAACCCAUAUUAUAUACGAAGCAUAUCUAUGGAUCUCUGUUGCUUUUAGAAUAGAAUAUUGGGAGCACUGAUUUAGAAAGAAAACACUAAAGAAAUUCUAGAAUUAAUUGGCUGGAUUGGGUGUCUGAAUUUAGAGGUCAAAUGAUAUUUUGGGGUAACAAAUUGCCAAUCUGUAAUCUGGAAAAUUGCGCUAUUGACUAGACAAAAGUGCUACUAUUCAUACAUCCCUGUUUUCAGCUAAGUCAACAAGAUUACUCCAGCUUGAUGUAAAUUGCAACAGUUUAAUAACUUGGAAAUUCUUCUUCGUGGUCUCUGUGCAUCACACAUAUAGGCUCUGUGCCUGCGCUGAGCCUUGCUUCCAGAAUCUUCCAUAGCUGAGAUCAUUUUGGGUGGGAACCCUGCCCCCACCAUCCCACUGCACAUGCUCCAACAGGUUCCCGUUUCCCCCUCAGUUCAAUGUUUAAUAACUUAGAAAAGAUGUAGAUAUUUUCUGAAAAAUAAUGUUCUUUUAUGAUAUUGAAUGUUGGCCUCGAUAGCCACCAUGCUUCUGUCAAGAAAAAUUGCCAAGUGGUGGUAAGGCCUAAUGGGUGUGACACGAGAGAUACAGAACCCAUUAGGUGGGGAUUGUAAACAAAACCAAAAACUACUUUGCCUGGUGAGGGAAAACAGCUGGUUUCCUGACUCCUUGCGAAGUGUGAGCGUUCCACAAGAUAGCAAGCAGAAGUGUUUGUGAGUGAGAAAAAUGAUGCGAAUCUUUCAACUGAACUACACAAUGCUUUGUGUUGACAGCUAAGAGCUCAACGUGUUUCAUCUCCAAAGCAUUGAUGUGACUUACGUCACAUGAACAAAAUGCCGUUGUAAGCUUGGCUGCCUUGUGAGACCCUGGUACAUUCCCGACAUCUGAUUCAUUUUUAAAGGCUGGCGAUUGUAUAUUCUCAGGGAUUUGAGCAGCAAGGCAAAAAUCUAGUAGUUCUCGAUGUCUGUAAAGAGAAGCUGAUUGUUCAUUUAAAUAUACUGUAGAUCACUUUAGACCUCCUUGAAGCUGUAUUUCUGUAAUAAGCAGGCUGUUCGGAACAUGUUUGCAUGAGACAUGAGAAUCCAAAAGCAAUCAGAAGUACUGUGUAUCAAAUACUGCUGGUAUGUUUCAACUUGUAAACUAUAUCUUUAUAACGUAGCAUAAGACUUGGAUUUAAUCAAGAUCAAAAGUUUUUAUUCAAGAUUUUCUUUCCCCCUCCCUCAGAGGUGGCAUGUAUUACAUUGAUUUGAUAUUUUGUAAUAUUCCUUUAUUUUUAAGACAUGGUUAAUUACAAAAAGAGGUUUGAAAACAUAGUUACAUAUAAUAUUCUGAUGAUGCAUUAUACUAAAAUGCUACAAGUUUUCACAUUAUACUAAUGCUUGCCAGGUACAGUGAGAGUCUUGAUGUUACAGCAGGACUCUUAAUUUAAAAUAAUUACUUUUUCUUUCUUUUUCAAAGACAAAUAGGGUAUCAUAGUAAAAGUCAUGGCAGGAAAACUCUAUAAUUAUUAUUAUUUCCAUUGCUCCUGCUUCAUUGAACCUACUGCAUGGCUUGAAAAUGAUCAAUACAUCUUCAGCAACUGGACAUUGUGAAACAAUCUAAAGAUGAUAAAACCACAGAAGUUACCACAAUGGCAUGUUGAGCCCAAUCCACAACACACUGAAAUUAACAAUAAAAUGUCUUCUGAUUUUUU